UACCAUGAGAAGAAAUCAGCACUUACAAUCAUAUUAUAGCAUAUAUGAUGACUAUGGCUAUGGCUACUAAGCAUUCCCUUCUGUUUGGGAUUCUCCUCUUGCUCAUAAGCUUGUUGGCUCUUACUGAGCCAACAAUGGCAGUUAUUUCCCGCACAGAUUUUCCAGAUGACUUCAUUUUUGGGACAUCUACUUCUGCCUAUCAGAUCGAAGGUGAAGCAAACUAUAAGAAUAGAGGACCUAGUGUAUGGGACAUAUUUACACAUGAAUAUCCAGAAAGAAUAUUGGAUGGAAGCACUGGAGAUACAGCGGAUGAUUUCUAUAAUACCUUCAAAGCAGAUAUUCAAAGAAUGAAGCUAAUUGGUUUGGAUGCUUAUAGAUUCUCAAUUUCAUGGUCUAGAAUAAUACCCAGUGGAAGGCUAUGGGAAGGAGUGAAUGAGCAAGGGAUUGAAUUUUAUGAUAAGAUUAUAAACGAAACUAUAGCAAAUGGCUUAGAGCCUUUUGUAACUAUUUUUCAUUGGGAUACUCCUCAAACCCUAGAAGAUAAAUAUGGUGGCUUUUUAAGCCCUAAUAUUGUGAAUGAUUUUCGUGAUUAUGCGGAUUUUCUCUUUAAAAAAUUUGGUGAUCGAGUUAAAUAUUGGAUCACUUUAAAUGGACCAUGGACUCUUACUGAAUUCGGAUAUGACGAAGGCAUCCAUGCUCCUGGUCACUGCUCUUCUUGGGUGAAUCGUCAAUGCCGUGCUGGAAAUUCAUCCACGGAGCCCUAUAUAGUUGCUCAUAAUAUGUUGCUUUCUCAUGCUGCAGCUGUACAAGUAUAUAGAGAAAACUACCAAAAAAUAUAUAAAGGUAAGAUCGGCAUAUCACUUUUUAGUUAUUGGUUUGAACCUAUCUCCGAUCAAACAACUGAUCAACAAGCAGCAAAGACAGCUCUUGAUUUCAUGUUUGGAUUGUUUAUGGAUCCUAUAACGUAUGGCCAAUAUCCAAGAAGCGUUCAAACUUUAGUUGGAGAGAGAUUGCCAAACUUUACUUACAAUGAAUCUCAAUUACUAAAUGGAUCAUAUGAUUUUGUUGGAUUGCAAUAUUACGCUUCAUAUUAUGCAAAAGCAAAUGCUACUGUUGAUCCAGAUUAUGUUAGAUACAAAACUGACAGUCAAGUUACCGUAACUGCUUAUGAUGAUAAUGGUGAACCCAUUGGUCCACAGGCUUAUUCUCCUUGGUUGUACGUUUAUCCAAUAGGCAUUCGAAAGCUUUUAAACUACAUAAAAAAUACGUAUAAUGAUCCAACAAUUUAUGUUACAGAGAAUGGGGUUGAUGAGUUUAGUAACGGGACCCAAACCUUGCAAGAACAGGAAGACGAUCAAUUCAGAAUACAUUAUCUUAGAAACCAUACUUGGUUUGUGCUUCAAUCCAUGAGGAAGGACAAUGUUAAUGUCAAAGGCUAUUUUGUAUGGUCAUUUUUGGAUAAUUUCGAGUGGAACAUGGGUUAUACUUCAAGGUUCGGUUUGCAUUACGUGGACUACGAAAAUAACAUGACAAGGUACCCCAAGGCUUCAGCUACUUGGUUCUGCGUUUUCCUUAAAAAAUUUCCAGUAGGUCCUCUUUGUCCUGUGGAUCCAUUCCCAUAAACAUAGAGAGACAUGCCUCAGCUCAAAUCCAGACAUGACCUUGUGUUGUAAUAAAACAUGUGGUGAUCCCACGUAAUUCCUUAUGGGAAUUUCUAUGCCCUGUCGCUGUUGGUUUUCGAUGUGAUGAUAUAAGUAAUUAUGCAUUGUCUAAUGUACUGGUAUCGUGUCUUUGAAAUCAAUAUUACAUAUUUUCCUUUUA
This is a messenger RNA of Manihot esculenta (cassava), 1821 nucleotides long. RefSeq names its product beta-glucosidase 12. Gene Ontology annotation, biological process: carbohydrate metabolic process. Gene Ontology annotation, molecular function: beta-glucosidase activity. Lineage: Eukaryota; Viridiplantae; Streptophyta; Magnoliopsida; Malpighiales; Euphorbiaceae. The transcript is spliced from 13 exons. The coding region runs from base 45 to 1622 and encodes 525 amino acids. The record is from RefSeq and is a predicted model, not a curated record.